CAUUAUGGACAAGCAGCAGAACAACUCCAUCCUCAAAGAAGGGUUCCUCGUGAAGCGGGGCCACGUGGUUCACAAUUGGAAGGCUCGCUGGUUUGUGCUGUUACCGGACAAGCUGUUGUACUACAAGUAUGAAGGGGGCAAGAAGGACCCCUGUCAGCGGGGAAAGAUCCUCUUAGCCAACUGUACCAUUACUUGUCCUUUUCUGGAGUAUGACAACCGACCCCUGGUCCUGAGGCUGCAGACACAGAGCUCGGCUGAGUACUUCCUGGAGGCCUGUUCUCGGGAGGAGCGGGAUGAGUGGGCAGCUUGCAUCACCGCUACAGCGGGGAAACUCAAGACGGGUAACGGCCAAAGUGCCACGCCUGCGUCCACCAGCCCCACAUCACUGCAGCUGCACAAUGUCAGCCUGAAUCAGGUGGUGGACUCCAUGUAUGAUGUUCACAGCGGUAUCAAGCUGACCAACCACAUGGAGCAGGGCAGCGCCUUCAGCAACUGCUUUUCAGGCUCUGCAGUGGUUGACUGGCUGGUGUCCAUGCAGAUGGCCCUAACCCGGGUGGAGGCAGUGACUCUGGCUUCUGCGCUGCUGGAGGAAGGCUUUGUGCGACCUGUGGGAGUGAAGAGUGUGGAGGCCCUGCGCUCGGCAGGACUCAGCGAGCAGUUUCUGGAUGACUCCACGGCCCUUUACAGCUUUGCUGAGGCUAUCAAGAAGAAGGGGAGCGUGAAGGCAGAGACCACUUUGACUGCAAUAGAGACGAGUGGGAAAGUGAUGAAGAGGGGCUACCUGCUCAAACAGGGACACAAGAGAAAGAACUGGAAGGUGCGUCUAUUUGUUCUGCGGACAGAGCCAGGUUACCUCCACUAUUAUGACCCCAGCAAGGAUGGCAUCAGCCCUGUGGGCGGAUUCUCUCUGCGCGGCUGCCUGGUGUCGGCACUGGAUGACAAUGGCGUUCCCUCAGGUGUGAAGGGCAAUGUGCAGGGCAACCUGUUCAAGAUCAUCACUCAGUCAGACACACACUACUUCAUCCAGGCCCCGACCCACCAAGAGAAGAUGGACUGGAUUGAAGCCAUCAAGCAGCAGACGUGAGAAAAGGCAAGGGCUGGGAAGGCAAGAGGCAUGAGAGGGAUUGUGGUUAACGAGAGGUCAAAGGUGAACAGACACCCAGGUGUGAGUGGAAAGUGUGAGGGGUGUCCAGAUAACAUAUAUGUCCAUUUCAAUAUUACAUCGCAUUGAACCUCCCACCCAAAAAUGUUGUACCUCCAUUACAAUGUGUCAUGUGUCAACCAGUUGCCAAUGCUGGUUGACACAUGCCAAUGAGCACAUUUUGUCUUUCUAAAAGAUUUGUAUACCAUUCGUAUACUUGUAACUUAUUUUAAUUGCUAUUUCUAACCAACCAUUGCAACAGCACACUAAGAUGCUGAGGUCCUGAAUAAGCAGUCUAAAUGUUACCGCAUGCAUUCUGUGAAUGUAACUAUAUUUAUUCUAAAUUGUCCUACAAAUUAUUUCAUGAAAAGUACUCCUAUGGUAUACAUGUGCUGAAAGUCUAAAUCUAAAGAAUUUACAUUUUGUGUGGAAAACGUGUAAAUAUAUAUUUGUGAAAUAAAAUUAGACUUUGUUAUAUGAAUUUGUUUAGCGACAAAAGUAUUUGCAGAAUGCAUGAAAAACAAGGGAAAGUGUUCAAACAGGCAACAGUCAGGGAUGAUGAUCAAUCCACACAAGACCAGUUAAGGCAUGCCCCUGUUCUGUAUUGCUCUGUCAAAGGAGAGCAAGAUGUACUCUGGUUAGGUGAUCCACCUCACCUUAAUAUCUGCAACAUAUUAUGGGCUGUUGGUGAGUGUACAGGGUUGAGGGUGAUAACUCAUUCUCUCAUCUUUCUCCUGGCCUUGAAUCCAAUGUCAAGGUAUAGAAGUUACGAGGAUAUUUAUGUCCAGGUGCAUGGAUAACUUUGCUGUCUGAGAGCAACUGUGAUCCAUAUCCCAUAACAUAGUGAAAUCUAGAAGGAUAAACUCAGAAAAACUUAUUAUUAAUUAUUUUCACCCUGCUCUUUUACUAUAUG
Megalops cyprinoides (Indo-Pacific tarpon) is the source of this 2054-nucleotide messenger RNA. It is a transcript of the gene plek2, whose product is annotated as pleckstrin 2. Bases 5 to 1084 code for a protein of 359 amino acids. The transcript is spliced from 9 exons. Gene Ontology annotation, cellular component: plasma membrane. The record is from RefSeq and is a predicted model, not a curated record. Lineage: Eukaryota; Metazoa; Chordata; Actinopteri; Elopiformes; Megalopidae. Gene Ontology annotation, biological process: intracellular signal transduction; actin cytoskeleton organization.